Messenger RNA from Metarhizium robertsii ARSEF 23, 1272 nucleotides. Its product is annotated as oligomeric Golgi complex component. Gene Ontology annotation, biological process: intra-Golgi vesicle-mediated transport; cytoplasm to vacuole targeting by the Cvt pathway. Lineage: Eukaryota; Fungi; Ascomycota; Sordariomycetes; Hypocreales; Clavicipitaceae. The coding region runs from base 1 to 1272 and encodes 423 amino acids. The record is from RefSeq and is a predicted model, not a curated record. The transcript has a single exon. Gene Ontology annotation, cellular component: COG complex.
AUGGCAGAGGCCUUGAGCGAUCGUCUCCUGGGACAGGGAAAAGCACUUGAUGCGACCGUAUUGUCUUAUCUGACCUACCUGGCGGGACAAUCAGUCGAGUCCAUACGAACCACAGAACCACAACAACUCUCACAAGCAUCAAAUUCGUUGCUACUAUCCGUGCAAUCAUUGUCCAAAAAAUCACACAGGCCCAUUGUCGAAUCAGCCGCUAGUCACUCAGCGCUACGCCAGCUAUUUGCCCUGCUGGCCAAAAGAACAGGCGAACUGACGCAUACAGUCCCAAGGCUUGAUCAGGAGGCAGAACUAUUCUCUUCCGAGUUUGGCAAAGCCAGCGAGAACAGCAGCAUCACAGAGCGGAAGAAGGCACUCCGUCUCCUACAGAAUGGGGAGAGACUAGUCGAUAUGAUGGAGCUCCCACAGCUUCUCAACUCUGCUGUCACAUCCAGCCCGGUCAGUUACUCGUCUAGUCUCGACCUGUAUGCACAUGUUCGUCGCCUUGCAUCCCUAUACCCAUCCUCGCCUCUUGUCGCAUCGGUGCUGGACGAGGCAAACUCAGCCAUUAGGCGAAUGGCAGUCGACCUAAUAGCUACGUUACAAACACCCAAUCUCAAACUCGCUCCAAGCCUCCGUACGAUGGGCUGGCUCAAACGAAUUGUCCCCGAGCUUGUUACCAAUAUCCAAACAGAGGAAUCCCUGCCUGCGAUAUUCCUUGUGUGUCGACUUAGCACACUGAUUGCCACCCUAGACGCACUGGACCCUCUAAAACAACUGGCAGACGAGGAGCGCAUACGAGACGUCAAGAUAUCUCAAGCAUGGUCCGGGGGCCAGCACACCGAGCGGUAUCUCAAGCGUUUCAUCGAAGUAUUUCGCGAACACAGUUUCGGCAUGAUAUCGGUUUCCAAAAGCGUGGAUUCCAGUUUUUCCCAUUCGGAUAGCGCAGCAACCGACCCGAUGAAUCCUCUGCCUAGUGUCCUUACUAGCUUUCCGUUGCACCUGAUAGGUCUUCUGAUGGACACCUUACAAACGUACCUACCCGUCAUCAAAGACCAAGCCUCAAGAGAAAGCAUUAUGACACAAGUUUUGUAUUGUGCUGGAAGUUUGGGUCGGCUAGGCGCGGACUUUGGCAUGUUUCUGUCAGCUAUCGGAAUGGCGGAAUGGGUAGAGCUGGUUAAACGACACAGACUGUUAGCAGGCCGACUUGAGUCCGUCAUUGGCGAACAUCGGACCAGCCAGACUACUCCCACCAGUUUGGUUAUUAGAGAUAUGCAUUAA